Cercocebus atys (sooty mangabey) is the source of this 1307-nucleotide messenger RNA. It is a transcript of the gene THG1L, whose product is annotated as tRNA-histidine guanylyltransferase 1-like (S. cerevisiae). The coding region runs from base 110 to 820 and encodes 236 amino acids. The record is from RefSeq and is a predicted model, not a curated record. Gene Ontology annotation, molecular function: magnesium ion binding; tRNA guanylyltransferase activity. The transcript has 6 exons. Gene Ontology annotation, biological process: tRNA modification. NCBI's taxonomy places the organism in Eukaryota, Metazoa, Chordata, Mammalia, Primates, Cercopithecidae.
UUAAAAAGGGCUGCAUUAUUAAUGAUCAUUAUAACUAACAUUUAUUGAGCACUUACUAGGAGCUAGGUAUGAUUGCUUUUAUCUUCCCCCUAAUCUUCAGGACAACCCAAUGAGGUUUGCUGAGAAGCACAACUUUGCAAAACCUAAUGACCGCCGUGCUCUCCACCUGAUGACCAAAUGUGCCCAGACUGUGAUGGAAGAACUAGAGGAUAUUGUGAUUGCAUAUGGACAGAGUGAUGAGUACAGCUUUGUGUUCAAGCGGAAAACCAAUUGGUUUAAAAGAAGAGCCAGUAAGUUCAUGACUCAUGUGGCCUCCCAGUUCGCCUCCAGCUAUGUGUUUUAUUGGCGGGAUUACUUUGAGGACCAGCCCCUUCUGUAUCCCCCAGGCUUUGAUGGAAGAGUCGUGGUGUAUCCCAGCAACCAGACCUUAAAGGACUACCUCAGCUGGCGACAAGCAGAUUGUCACAUCAAUAAUCUUUAUAAUACAGUUUUCUGGGCACUUAUACAACAAUCUGGACUAACACCAGUACAAGCCCAAGGGAGAUUACAGGGAACUCUUGCAGCAGACAAGAAUGAGAUUUUGUUUUCUGAAUUCAACAUCAACUAUAAUAAUGAGCCGCUGAUGUAUAGGAAAGGGACUGUGUUGAUAUGGCAGAAGGUGGAUGAAGUGAUGACAAAAGAAAUUAAGCUGCCAACAGAAAUGGAAGGAAAAAAGAUGGCAGUAACCCGGACCAGGACAAAGCCAGUGCCCUUGCACUGCGAUAUCAUUGGGGAUGCUUUCUGGAAGGAACAUCCAGAUAUUCUAGAUGAAGACAGCUGACCCUUUGCGCUUCAGUUCUGGUGUGCUUAACCAUGCAAGCCCUCCCACCUCCCAGGGCUCCUCGCCUUAGGUGGCUGUAUCCCUACCACCCAGAACACUGGUGUGAAUUACACGGCUCGAGUUGGGAGGGGAACAGGGAAGGAAGGGAUGGAUGGGGGUGGUGUAUCUUGUUCUGUUUAAGGAGAACACCUUGUUUGCAGUGUUGGAACAUGGUUCCUUUGCCAGAAGUGCUUUUUUUUUUAAUCGCAGUACUAUUUUUAUAAAGCAAGAACUAUUUCAUGCCUUGGAGAAUGAAUCAUUUUUAGAUUGUGACAUAAAUCUUGUAAAAACCUGUCAGUUCUUUUCACCUAUGAGAGAAGAGGAGCCCAAACUCUCGCCCACCUGUUCUUAACCAGAAAACCCACUGACUGAAAAUCUCACCUCUGCCACCCAUCUACUUGCAUUCAUCUUUAGCAGGCCUCAAGAUAAAUAUGGGUUAAUGCCUGCA